AUGGCAAAAAUUGUUGGUUAUCUUGCGGAAGGUGUUAAUUUUACGUGCAGGUUCGUCCUGUCCCCCGACAGGACGUUCGGCACCAUGCUGUCUGACGGGUCAUGGACCGGCAUGAUAGGCAUGGUGGUGCGGGAGGAAGUAGAUAUCGCUGCAGGACCGUUCAUGUUAUCACCGGCGCGGGCAGCAAUCAUCGAUUACACCGUGGCGGUCUGGACAGGUGACCUGAGGAUGGUUAGUGGACUGAGAGGCCUGAAGAUAGACCCAUGGGGCUUCCUGCUGCCCCUCACACCCUUGGUGUGGGCAGUCACCCUAACGGCACUAGUGGGAAUACUUGUUGUCUUACAAGUGCUUCACUUCUAUCUGCCUGGCAGGUCAUUGCACUACUGCGGCUGGGCGGCUGACACCUUCAGUCCUGUGCGCGUCCUUCUGCAGCAAGGUGAGACCUCGGGGACCGUGCGGGGCCCCUCCUGCCGGGGGCUGCCUUGCCUCUUGAAGGUUUCCGUGCUCUCAGGGAGCAGCAGUCGUGCCCUAAUGAAGAAUAACUCUGCCUCACUCACUCCCAACGCAGACGUGGUGUGGCCCGCGGAGUGGUGGUGGUGGGAGCGUUUGGUGCUGGGGCUGUGGAUGCUGACGACGCUGGUGCUGACGAGGAGCUACGCCGGCAACCUCAUGUCCCUGCUGGCCGUGAGAUACGUGCCGCAGCCCUUCCAGACACCAAGGGACGUUCUCAACGAUCCUCACGUCGCCAUGAUAUGGCAGAAGUAUUCCAAGAAUGAACAUUUUCUGAGAACUGUAGAGUCUGGCGUAUUUCGCGAGGUGGCAGAGCUGGAGGAGAAGGGUCGCCUCAAGUUUCUCACACAGGCACAGUUCCAGGAGAGCCUCGACACCCUGGUGAGGUCCGGACACCACGUGCUCGUCGACAAUGGGAAUGCUGUUCGCAACUUGGUAGCCUUGGACUUCUCCCAAAAAGGACUCCUCAAGUACUGGGCGGAGGACGUACCGAACUUCACUCGAUGUAACAAUGUGCCCAAGACAGUGGCGCUGUCCAACACUCUCUCGUUUAGCAGCCUGUGGGGAGUGUUUGUGUUGCUGGCCGGUGGUCUGACUGCCGGGCUGGUGGUUUGGUGUCUUGAGCUGCUCAACAGUCUCGCCAAGAAAUCCUCAUAG
Messenger RNA from Scylla paramamosain (green mud crab), 1167 nucleotides. Its product is annotated as glutamate receptor 1-like. Lineage: Eukaryota; Metazoa; Arthropoda; Malacostraca; Decapoda; Portunidae. Gene Ontology annotation, cellular component: membrane. The transcript has 6 exons. The record is from RefSeq and is a predicted model, not a curated record. Gene Ontology annotation, molecular function: ligand-gated monoatomic ion channel activity. Bases 1 to 1167 code for a protein of 388 amino acids.